AUGGAGAAGUUCCAAAGAUCCUUUGAGUCUAACACUACAAAGGCUAACGAAGUCAUUUAUAGCCUGGGAUCCACCCUUAAAACUGAGAAGGUGAAACUUCAGGAGGUUCGCACUGGUCUUACAACUAACCAUGCUCAGUUCAAUUACUGCAUCUCCUCGCAAAUAUCUAAGCUUCAAGAUAAUAUCGCAAUGGAGAGAAAAAUAAUGGAUGCUCUUGCUGUCAAGACUGAAAAGGAAGACCCCAAAGGCAAGAAGGAAGCCAAUCACUUUGUCAAAAGUGAAUCUGAGCCUAAAGGCAAAGAAAAACUUUUCACUGAAGAACCUAUGGUUGACAACAACAAAGACGAAGAGCUUGAUGAAUACGAGCUUAAAAGGAGAUAA
Lactuca saligna is the source of this 381-nucleotide messenger RNA. The record is from the annotation of a GenBank genome assembly. NCBI's taxonomy places the organism in Eukaryota, Viridiplantae, Streptophyta, Magnoliopsida, Asterales, Asteraceae.